UCACUAUUUUUCCUUCACUUUCUUAAUUUCUGGCUCUCUAAACCUCUCUCUUUCGACCCAACGUCUCUUCCAAUUAUCAUCCUCGCCUUUCUUUAUUUUUUCCCCUUAAAACAUCGCCGCUUCCUGUCCGACACGCAUUUCUAUUAAAAUUUCUUGUUUGGUGUAUGGUAAUUAGUGUUCGUACAUCCCCUCUGUAUCAAUAUUUUAUCUAGGGUUUCUCUUUGGGGCAUUGGAUUACACACACCAGAUUUUACCUAGGAUUUAUUUAGCAGAUCACCAACCUUGUCAAGAUUAGUCGUAAGUGCGAUAACCUGUUCUAUAAUAAAUGUAAGAGCUUCACCAGAGAGUAAGAAUAGAGGCGAAUGACCAUUGGGGAUGAAUAAUAAUACUUUUGUAUUAUCCAAUAGGUAUGCAGAUUGAGUAGUGUGGGUCGGCUAGUUCUUUAUAUCUAGCCUGUAUGAGGCCCAUAUUGUCACCGAUAGUAUUGUGGUUUGUAGAUUUUGGUUAGGCUUAUGUUUGGACAAAAUAUGCAGAAGAGUCUCAAUCUUCCCGAGAAUAUUAAUUCAUUGAGAGUGAUGCCGCAACAGUCUCUCCGUCGUCUUAGCAGCAGGUGUUCCCAGAUAGCAACUGGACAGCACUCCUCCCCAGUUGUCUUUCCAGAAAAACGUAGUAAAGUCAAGUCUACAAAACAAAAUGAGGUUAAUGUUUCCAUUGGUGAUCCAGAGAAAGUGAAAUCUCAAGACCACAGGAUUGACAUUGGAGAUGAACAGUCUGAUUUAUUGGGUUAUGAAGUCUUCUCUGGGAAGCUAGCCUUGGAAAAGAGAACCACCAGUACAAGUAACUUUCAAACAUCCACCGAAAUCACAAACCAAGAUGCAGUGGAUGCUAAACUUACCAGUAAGGCACUGAUUUGGGGAUCUCAUGUGCUUCGCCUGGAGGAUGUAGUUUCUGUUUCGUAUUGUGUAGGCAUCAGACAUCUCACCGUGCACUCUUACCCAAUAAAAAAGGGAUCAUGUGGUCUUUCAUGUUUUAUAAAACCCCGAAGAAGUCGAAAGGACUUCCGUUUCUUGGUUAAUAGCCCAGAAGAAGCCCAUCAGUGGGUUACUGGAUUUGCAGAUCAGCAGUGUUUUGUGAAUUGUUUACCUCAUCCCUUGGUUAACUCUAAGGAGGAGUCGUCUAACAUAAUGAUCAGUGAUUUUCCUCUUGAAUAUAUCAAAUGCAAAAGUCCACCAAGAAUGCUCGUGAUAUUAAAUCCACGGUCUGGACGCGGUCGUUCGAGUAAAGUCUUUCAUGAAAAGGUGGAACCCAUAUUUAAGCUUGCAGGGUUCAACAUGGAAGUAGUCAAAACAACAUCAGCUGGUCAUGCUAGAAAACUGGCUUCAAGUGUUGACUUCACUACAUGUCCCGAUGGUAUUAUAUGUGUUGGAGGUGAUGGAAUUGUUAACGAGGUUCUGAAUGGUCUACUCAGUAGGAAUGACCCAAAGGAAGCAAUUUCAAUUCCGAUAGGCAUUAUUCCUGCUGGUUCAGAUAAUUCACUAGUUUGGACAGUACUGGGAGUAAGAGAUCCGAUAUCUGCUGCUUUAGCUAUUGUGAAGGGUGGUCUUACACCUACAGAUGUUUUUGCCGACGAGUGGAUACAAACUGGUGUUAUUCACUUUGGAAUGACAGUGUCAUACUUCGGUUUUGUUAGUGAUGUAUUGGAACUUUCAGAGAAGUAUCAGAAGCGUUUUGGACCGCUUCGCUAUUUUGUUGCUGGUGUCCUGAAGUUCUUAUGCUUGCCAAAGUACAGCUUUGAAGUGGAGUACCUACCCGCAUUAAAAGAGGACAGUGAGGGAAAAGUCUCAGCAGAUCGUGAACCACUGGAUAUGUCAGACCUCUACACAGAUAUUAUGAGGAGAUCAAGCAAAGAAGGGUUCCCAAGAGCUUCUAGUUUAUCGAGUAUUGAUUCAAUGAUGACCCCUAGUCGGAUGUCAGGAGACUUGGACACAACUGGCAGCACGCAUGCCAGCACUGAGCCAUCUGACUAUGUACGCGGUCUCGACCCAAAGUCGAAACGUCUGUCAUCUGGUGGAAGAGGCAAUAAUGCGACGGCAGAGAGAGAAGAAGUUCUUCAUCCUCAGAUGCCUCUAUCAACGACACCUAACUGGCCCAGGACCAGGUCAAAAAACAAAACAGAUAGUAAAGGAUGGGCAGGUAUGACUGCUGCAUAUGAUCCCACCAGAUCUUCAUGGGGAAAUGCUGCAACUAAUGACAAAGAAGAUAUCUCAUCUACAAUGUCUGAUCCUGGUCCAAUAUGGGAUGCGGAACCAAAAUGGGAGGCUGAGAGCAACUGGGAUGUGGAAAACCCCAUUGAGCUUCCAGGGCCGGUGGAGGAAGCUGAAGAAGGGAUAGACAAGGAAUCUGCUUCCAAAUGUGAGGAGAAAUGGGUCAUCACAAAGGGUCACUUCCUUGGUGUACUGAUAUGCAACCAUUCAUGCAAGACAGUCCAGAGUUUGAGUUCUCAGGUAGUUGCACCAAAAGCUGAGCACGAUGACAACACUUUGGAUCUUCUGUUGGUUCAUGGGACUGGACGGCUGAGAUUGUUGAGGUUUUUCUUGCGUCUGCAGCUUGGUCGACACCUUACGUUGCCGUAUGUGGAAUAUAUCAAGGUGAAAUCAGUAAAAAUCAAGCCAAUUAAAAACACCAGUAAUGGGUGUGGUAUUGAUGGGGAAUUAUUUCCUGUAAACGGGCAAGUGAUUUCUUCAUUGCUUCCUGAACAGUGCAGACUUAUUGGUCGUCCUCCCACCCAACGCAUAUAAAAGUCUCUCCCCAGUCUUUUUCGCCUUGUUUUGAAGCCUUCUUCUUGGAUUAUGGCGUUUUUUUAUGCUCCCUCUAUCAGUCCACUUGAAGUCACUCGUACAGGAUGUGGUGGUGGAAUAUUUAUGGCAUUCACAUAAUUGCAUUUAUUUUCCCUUCAACGGCCAUUUUGUUUUUCUCAUGUUCUAUUUCAAUCCCCUCAUUUUCCAUGGCGCAUCAGAGGUCCUUGUAAAUUUCUGAGAGAUACUGCAGUAUCACUUUUUUUUCUUUCUAUUUGUUGUUAGCUUGUAUCUUGUCCCCGGUCAUCGCCUCGUGUUGUCUGCUGCUGCUUCCUGUUGGCUCCACUUGUAUUUGGUAGCUUUUUGGCAUUUCAUUGUUGGAUUGUUUUCUUGAUAUGUAUUUGUAAAAAGAAAAGCAUCUGCUGUUGGAUGUUUCCUGUGUAGUUAUUUGUACCUCGUUAUUAUGAUAUUAAGUUAUAUUUGUUGGAAU
Molecule: messenger RNA, 3285 nt
Organism: Papaver somniferum (opium poppy)
Lineage: Eukaryota; Viridiplantae; Streptophyta; Magnoliopsida; Ranunculales; Papaveraceae
Product: sphingoid long-chain bases kinase 1-like
Exons: 10
Coding region: 513-2798 (761 amino acids)
Biological process (GO): sphingosine biosynthetic process
Cellular component (GO): cytoplasm; membrane; intracellular membrane-bounded organelle
Molecular function (GO): kinase activity
Source: RefSeq, a predicted model, not a curated record